GACUCCUCAUCCAUAAAGCAUACCCACUUCAACCCUCCUCUCACUCCUCUCUUCAAUCUCAUAAUCAUCCAUGGCCGACCGCCCCCAACCCCAUCAGCUUCAGGUUCACCCACAACACCUUUACAAUGCUGGUAUCAAGACCCUCCUUCCCCAGAAAGGCCCAUCAACCUCCCAGGUUCUAGCGGUCAUAGCCCUCCUCCCCCUCGCCGGUUUUCUGCUGCUUCUCGCCGGCCUCACUUUCGCCGGCAGCGCACUAGGCCUCGCUGUAAUCACCCCUCUGUUCCUGAUCUUCAGCCCUGUUUUAGUCCCUGCUACCAUAGCCAUCGGGCUUGCCGUUGUCUCCUUUGUUACGUCGGGAGCUUUUGGAGUGACGGGACUGUCGUCGCUGUCAUUUGCAGUGAACUCUUUCCGACAAGCUGCCGCUCCGCUGCCUGGGUACUUGCGGAGUGCGAUGGAUAAAUUGGGGGAGAAGACCAAGGGUUUGGGGCAGGGGAUCCAGAAGCAAGCCCAUGAAGGCGGGCCCAUUAGAAAACUCGGCUACUAAGCUUGGGCCUUUUGGGCUUUGAUGUGGGUUUGGGCUGUAGGAGAGUUGAGAAUGAGUUUUAUUUGUGUAUGGGCUUUUCUUUAAUGUACUCGUAUGGGGUGUGGUAUUUGGUAUCUGAGUAGAGACUUUAUGUAUGUUGAUUUUAUAAUUGAACGUUCAACCUCUUUGCCAA
Messenger RNA from Vitis vinifera (wine grape), 716 nucleotides. RefSeq names its product oleosin H1-like. Bases 71 to 544 code for a protein of 157 amino acids. Lineage: Eukaryota; Viridiplantae; Streptophyta; Magnoliopsida; Vitales; Vitaceae. The record is from RefSeq and is a predicted model, not a curated record. Gene Ontology annotation, cellular component: membrane; monolayer-surrounded lipid storage body. Gene Ontology annotation, biological process: lipid storage; response to freezing; seed oilbody biogenesis. The transcript has a single exon.